AUUUCAAUCUCCUUUGCACCUGGGCAGCGUUGCUGGUGCUGAUCACCGGCUUGGCAGAGUGCUCUUCCAGCACAGCCUAUGGCAACCUGGCUCGGAGUUCAUGGGAGAUCCACGAGGUUAUGUGUUUGCACUACAGCUACCGUGGCUGGAUCUAUCCUUACUUGCUCCGACCGCACCCGGGUGCUCGCAGCAACUUCUCGCUGAUGCCGGCGCUGGGUGGUUUGCAGAGUUCGGGCUUCAUUUGGGCAGAGGCUUUUGCUGAAGAGGACCAAAGCUUCCUUCUGGGCCUCCUCCUCUACUUCUCUGGCUUUAUCGCAUUGGUCUACCACGACUACCUGAUGCGUGAAUUGCGCUCCAGUCCAGGUCCCCGAUAUAGAAUACCCCAUGGCGGCCUGUUCGACUACGCUACGCAAGCAGUCUAUUUCUGCGAGUUGUGGACCUGGCUGGGUUUUUUCCUGAUGAGCUGGGGGCCCAAUGGCCUCUUCAUCUUCUUGGUCUCCUGCGCCAAUCUCAUUCCGAGGAGCGUGGCCUCGCAUCAGUGGUAUGUGAAGACCUUUGGACAGGAGUACGAACAGCUUCAGCGAGCUUUCUUAGUGCCUUUCAUUUGGUGA
Molecule: messenger RNA, 611 nt
Organism: Durusdinium trenchii
Lineage: Eukaryota; Dinophyceae; Suessiales; Symbiodiniaceae
Source: the annotation of a GenBank genome assembly